UAUCCUCCGCUAUCACAUCACUGCGAGUGCCGCUUCACAACAACAACAACAGCUAUUCGAUUUACAGGAAAAUCCUCAUAAAUAUCAAGAACAAUAUUUAAUAGCUGUAAAAUAGUAUUAAUCAAAAGAUUUCAGGAGCAUUACAUUCUUGUUUCGACGAUCAGCCGCCAUUUGCUUGAGUUUAGGCCUUUGCGCUAUCAUAUUCUGCUUUAAUAUAUCUUAUGUUUAAAUAGUCAGAUAAUAUAGCCCAUCGAACAAGAUCAUGACGGACGCAGUGUCUGAGUGUAAUAUUAAAGUGCUCUGUCGCUUCAGGCCCUUGAAUCAGGCCGAGGUCCUGCGCGGGGACAAAUUUCUACCCACAUUUCAAGGAGACGACACCGUCAUCAUCGGAGGUAAAUCUUUUGUGUUUGAUCGUGUGUUUCCCACCAACACCACCCAAGAGCAAGUGUACAACACCUGUGCUAAGCAGAUCGUCAAAGAUGUGCUGGGAGGUUAUAAUGGCACAAUCUUUGCAUAUGGACAGACCUCUUCUGGAAAGACCCAUACCAUGGAGGGCAGCCUCCAUGACCCACAGCAGAUGGGCAUCAUUCCCCGCAUCGCUGAAGAUAUCUUCAACCACAUCUUCUCCAUGGAUGAAAAUCUGGAGUUCCAUAUCAAGGUCUCCUACUUUGAGAUCUACAUGGAGAAAAUCCGAGAUCUUCUGGAUGUCACUAAGACCAACCUGUCUGUGCAUGAGGAUAAGAACCGCGUCCCAUAUGUGAAGGGCUGCACCGAGCGCUUUGUGUCGAGUCCUGAGGAGGUCAUGGAUGUCAUCGAUGAAGGAAAGUCCAAUCGACACGUCGCUGUCACUAAUAUGAAUGAGCACAGCUCUCGCAGUCACAGCAUCUUCCUGAUCAACAUCAAACAGGAGCAUGUGGAGACGGAGCAGAAACUCUGUGGAAAACUGUACCUGGUGGAUCUGGCUGGCAGUGAGAAGGUGAGUAAGACUGGUGCAGCUGGAGCUGUUCUGGAUGAAGCUAAAAACAUCAAUAAGUCUCUGUCUGCGCUCGGCAAUGUCAUCUCUGGACUCGCUGAAGGAACUAAGACCCACGUGCCAUAUCGUGACAGUAAGAUGACCAGGAUUCUGCAGGAUUCUCUGGGGGGAAACUGCAGGACCACUAUGUUCAUCUGCUGCUCCCCCUCCAGCUAUAAUGAUGCCGAGACCAAAUCCACACUCAUGUUCGGACAGCGUGCUAAGACAAUCAAGAACACUGCCUCUAUUAACCUGGAGCUGACAGCAGAGCAGUGGAAAAGGAAGUAUGAGAAGGAGAAGGAGAAGAACAAGAGCUUUAGGGACACCAUCCAGAAGCUGGAGCUGGAGCUGAAGCGCUGGCGUAGUGGAGAGAAGGUUCCAGAGACAGAGCAAACUGAUGCAGCUGAUGCAGAUCUGGUGAAGCUGGACGGCAGUGAUGAUGUAUCUCUGGAUAAUGAGAGAUCAUCUGAGUGUCAGCAUGACAGAGAGAGAGAGUCUGACUCGACUUCUAUUGUGGUGCGAAUCUCUGAAGAAGAGAGGCAGAAAUAUGAAGAAGAAAUACGCAAACUCUACAGACAGCUGGAUGAUAAGGAUGAUGAAAUUAAUCUUCAUUGUCAGCUGGUGGAGAAGUUGAAGGAGCAGAUCUUGGAUCAGGAUGAGCUGUUGGCGUCCACAAGUGGCGAUAGUGAUAAGGUGCAGACGGAGCUCGGUCACUUGCAUACAGAGAGUGAGAGUGCUAAAGCAGAGGUGCGUGAAGUGCUGCAGGCACUGGAGGAGCUGGCGGUGAACUACGAUCAAAAGAGUCAGGAGGUGGAGGAGAAGAGUUUCCACAACAAACAGCUCGCAGAGCAGCUCAGCCAUAAGAUGGCCAGUCUGAUGGAGCUGGAGGCGGAGCUUGCACAGAUGCAGGAAUUGAGCUCACAGCAGAGGAAGCGCAUCGCUGAUGUAUUGAAUGAGCUGAUGAAGGACCUCAGCGAGUUCAGCACCAUCGUGGGCAAUGGAGAAAUUAAAUUACCGGUGGAGAUCAGUGGUGCGAUCGAGGAGGAGUUCACCGUUGCACGUCUCUACAUUAGUAAGAUCAAGUCGGAGGUGAAGUCGAUGGUAAAGCGUUGCAGGCAGCUGGAGAGCAUGCAGCUCGAGUGUCAUCGCAAGAUGGAGGAGACCAGCCGAGAGUUGUCCUCCUGUCAGCUGCUCAUCUCACAGCACGAGGCAAAGAUCCGCUCUCUCACAGAUUACAUGCAGAAUGUGGAGCAGAAAAAGAGACAUUUAGAGGACAAUUAUGAUGCUCUCAGUGAAGAACUUUACUUGCUGCAGAACUCAGAGAGUCAUGGGACAGAUGUGGAUGGAGGAGAAAAGGCAGACAGAGAGGCUGAUGGGAAGAAGGCCACUGGUCAUCCUUCAGUGCAUGCUGAGUCUCGACAGAUGCAGCUUAGUCACCUACGUGAUGAAAUUAAUGAGAAACAGCGACUCAUCGACGAGCUUACUGAUAAGAAUCAGGCUCUGGAGUUGGAGUUAGCUCACGUCAGGUCCAGUUUCAGUAAUCUGAGGAGACAGGACAACACCAAGAACGCAUGUCUGGAGCAACUGUCCUUUCAGCAGGAAAAGCAAGAGCAGUCGAAACAGGACCUCAAGGGUCUGGAGGAGACCGUUGCCCGUGAACUCCAGACCCUCCACAACCUGCGCAAGCUGUUCGUUCAAGACCUCACGACUCGGGUUAAAAAAAGUACAGAAAUUGGACCUGAUGAUAGUGGGGGGUCUAACACCCAGAAACAGAAGAUUUCCUUUCUUGAGAACAACCUGGAUCAGCUUACAAAGGUCCAUAAACAGCUGGUACGUGAUAAUGCAGAUUUGCGCUGUGAACUUCCAAAGUUGGAGAAACGUCUUCGUUCUACGGCUGAGCGUGUUCGGGCGCUGGAGACAGCACUGAAAGACGCUAAGCAAGGUGCGAUGAACGACCGCCGCCACUACCAGCAAGAGGUGGAGCGCAUCCGUGACGCCAUGCGUCUGCGUUAUCCUCUGCGUCGUCCCAAUGCUGCGCAAAUUGCUAAGCCCGUGAGACCUGGACACUCUGUUGCAGCAACAUCACCCAUCAGUCUCUUGUCCACACGUGCAAGUAAACCCGUCACCUCCUAUAGCAACGCACUGUUCCAGCAGGAGGAGAAACCCACUCUCCAAAAAGCCAACACAGUCGGCUACAGCACUGUGAGAUCAACAGAUAUACUGACCUCCUGUCCGCUCGACGUGGAGAAUGGAAACAGCACAGAUAUUAAUGAUAACAGGAGUGAAGUUCAGUGUGGCAGUGUGCUGGAUGAUGCUUCACAAAUCUACAUCAUGCAACAGCAGACUGCAGCCAGUUAAUCAUUCAUUACAGAUGUUCCAGUUCUCUGCAUGCAGCCAUUCAGUCCUUCCCAUCUUCAUUCCCACAAUCUUUUGCUCUGUACUGUCUUAUAUUGUAAAGAAUACUCUGUCUUUCUCCAUUCAUGUCAUGUAUUCUGUCUCGUGUAGCUCACUGUUGCAUGUUGGUCCUGUUUAGUAAGAAAAUGGCACAUAGAUAUUUGAAUACAUCUAUACUGCUUGCAUUAGAAUGCAGGAGAGUGCUAUAAACAAUUUCUCUUUAGUCUUUGAAAGGCUGAGCCUUAAAAUCAAACUGUUCAUCAUUGUGUACACAAUUACACACUUCUAGAUUCACAUACAACACAGAAUAUGCCAUAGUGUAGCUUUUGAUACAUAUUAUAAGUACUGACUACCUCCAGUGUGCAUAAACCAAUUGACAUGGUAUUUAAUUUGCAUUGUGUAUAUGUUUACACAGAAACAAUGAAUGAGGAUGAUAUUGUUUGUGAUAUAUCAACAAUACAUAUCAUAGAGAGGUUAGUAAUGAACUACAGUUGCUGGAGUUAUAAAAUGUCCCAAAUUCUUUUCUGCUGAAAGCUCUGACCAUUCACAGCUGUGAAUUCUCUAACAAGAUCCUGAUCAGCCAAUCAGGAUGAGAGAAUCACAAGUGUUGGUGGUCUGUAGUGCUGCUUCUCUGGAGAGUCUCUGGCAUGAAUACGUGAAUACAUUUCCUCCUCUUCUCAAUUUUUAUUCAGACUGACACAGAUUAAUUUGUAUAUUUAGCAAGACAAUGCCUGAGACUGUAUAAAUUGCAUUAUUAUGAUGAAGUUUAAUCACAUGUUUAGUUGGCACCAAAAUGUAUGUUAUUCACUCGUUCCCUAACACAAACCAGUACUGUCAUGAUUAGAAGAGAAAAUACUUGGAUACCAGAUAAAGAGAGUGUGUGCAAUAGCUGAUGUACCCAAGAUACUGUAUCUUCAUUCAAGGCUGUUUUAUGUUAUUUGUACAGUUUGCUGGAUGCCCGUUCAAAAAUAAAUAAAUAAAAGUAAAUCCAUGAAAACUGUGAUCUAGAAUAUUUUUUUCAUCCUGAAGAUGUGAAAAGAAGAUUACACAAGUGUAUGAAGAUUAGUGUGUAUGUAAACAUGACAACACAUUUGCUGAUUUGUAGAAUAUUAAGACAUAAUGUGUAACACUUCAGAAUAAGGUUGUAAUUGUUAACAUAAGCGGCUAGGGCUGUUGUAACGCUAUGAAAUGCGUCGGGGAAGG
Xyrauchen texanus (razorback sucker) is the source of this 4609-nucleotide messenger RNA. RefSeq names its product kinesin heavy chain-like. The record is from RefSeq and is a predicted model, not a curated record. The transcript has 29 exons. Bases 263 to 3370 code for a protein of 1035 amino acids. Gene Ontology annotation, biological process: microtubule-based movement. Lineage: Eukaryota; Metazoa; Chordata; Actinopteri; Cypriniformes; Catostomidae. Gene Ontology annotation, molecular function: ATP binding; microtubule motor activity; microtubule binding.